CAGUUCCGCCAUGGCUGCCGAGGAAGCGAGUCGUAGCUCUCCUAGGUCUCGGCGGGAGCCGAAGGGGCGAGCCUCGCGGCAAGACAAGUAUUCGGUGCUUUUGCCCACGUACAACGAGCGCGAGAACCUACCGUUCAUCGUGUGGCUGCUGGUGAAGAGCUUCUCCGAGAGUGGCUUCAACUAUGAAAUUAUAAUCAUAGAUGAUGGAAGCCCAGAUGGAACAAGGGACAUUGCUGAGCAGUUGGAGAAGAUUUAUGGGUCAGACAGAAUUCUUCUAAGGCCACGGGAGAAAAAGUUGGGACUAGGAACUGCAUAUAUUCACGGGAUGAAACAUGCCACAGGCAACUAUAUAAUCAUCAUGGAUGCUGACCUCUCACACCAUCCAAAAUUUAUUCCUGAAUUCAUUAGGAAGCAAAAGGAGGGUAAUUUUGACAUUGUCUCUGGAACUCGCUACAGAGGAAAUGGCGGUGUAUAUGGCUGGGAUUUGAAAAGAAAAAUAAUCAGCCGUGUGGCCAAUUUUAUAACUCAGAUUUUGCUGCGACCAGGAGCAUCUGAUUUAACAGGAAGUUUCAGGUUAUACAGAAAAGAAGUUUUACAGAAAUUAAUAGGAAAAUGUAUUUCUAAAGGCUACGUCUUCCAGAUGGAGAUGAUUGUUCGAGCAAGACAGCUGAAUUAUACUAUUGGUGAGGUUCCAAUAUCAUUUGUGGAUCGUGUUUAUGGUGAAUCCAAGUUGGGAGGAAAUGAAAUAGUCUCUUUCUUGAAAGGAUUACUGACUCUUUUUGCUACUACAUAAAAGAAAAUUAUUCAUUUAUACUUAAUCCUGUGCAAUUCAGUGUAAACAUGGAAAAAGCCUGGUUGCUGAUUUUUAUAAAAUGUACUCUUAGAACAUAAAUCACAAGGUAAGGCAAGUCUAUUUUCUGGAGAAAGUCCCAUUUUAUAUGUCAAAUUAAAAUGAGCAGUGUUCUCGGUUUUCGUUUACAUUUUGUUGUAUUAAGACCUAUAAAUAAAGGUAUAUGGAAUUU
Molecule: messenger RNA, 1022 nt
Organism: Budorcas taxicolor (takin)
Lineage: Eukaryota; Metazoa; Chordata; Mammalia; Artiodactyla; Bovidae
Gene: DPM1
Product: dolichyl-phosphate mannosyltransferase subunit 1, catalytic
Exons: 9
Coding region: 11-793 (260 amino acids)
Biological process (GO): protein O-linked glycosylation via mannose; GPI anchor biosynthetic process
Cellular component (GO): endoplasmic reticulum membrane
Molecular function (GO): dolichyl-phosphate beta-D-mannosyltransferase activity
Source: RefSeq, a predicted model, not a curated record